AGAAGAACCAGCGCUGGUGGAAGAGGUCGAUGCCCUCCUGGGCCUGCAGCUGCUUCUUCAGGAGGCCGAUGGUGUCGGCCAUGCUGGCGCUGAGGCGCAGGUCCUUCCCCGUCGACAGCCGUACCUGCAGAGAGCGGCGGAGCGGUGGAGCGCGAUGGCUGCGGACAGUGCCUUGCUGCUGUCGCUGGUGGAGGAAUUCGUCUCCGGAUUGCAGGACAGCAAAGCACAGGACGCCGCUAAAGGUGUCAGAGAUGGACACUUCACUGUGCUGCAGUUAGUGGAGGCGCUGGGGCUGAGCCUGACCAGCUCGGAGCCGCAGACUCGCGCCCGAGGCGUCCAGCUGCUGUCCGACGUCCUGCAGGAAGACUCUGCCGCGCUCUCGCAGAGAGAAGUGGAGGUGCUCAUCGCGUUCUACGAGAACCGCCUCAAAGACAACUACGUGGUCACGCCGCCCGUCUUACGGGGACUGCUGGCUCUGACCAGGUGUGCGGCGCUGCCUCCAGGCUCGGCCGUGUCCAUGCUGAGGUCGCUGUUUCAGGACGUUCACGUCCAGUCGCUGAUGAUUGCAGAGAGAGCGUGUGUCUACAACAUGCUCAUCAACCUGAUGGACACCAGAGAAGCUGAGCUGAAGAGUUUGGGAGCAGACUUUGUCUUCGGUUUCGUCCAAUCCAUGGACGGCGAGAGAGAUCCUCGCAACCUGCUGCUAGCCUUCCAGAUCGCCAGGAACAUCGUGGUCCGAGGAUACGACCUGGGUAAAUUCACUGAGGAGCUCUUUGAAGUGACUUCCUGCUAUUUCCCCAUCGACUUCACGCCGCCCCCCAACGACCCCCACGGCAUCACCAAAGAGGAGCUGGUUCAGGCUCUGAGGGCCGUCCUCGCCGGAACGCCAAAGUUCGCUGAGUUUCUGUUCCCGCUCCUCAUCGAGAAGCUGGACUCGGACGUUCAGAGCGCCAAGCUGGACGCGCUGCAGACGCUGAACGCGUUUCUGUCUCGCUGCGAGCACACGGACACGGCUGAGUUCCUGCAGGGCUUGUGGUCGUCGCUGCGCCGAGAGGUGUUUCAGACUUCCAGCGAGAAGAUAGAAUCUGCAGCCCUCGCCGCCCUCACCGCACUCACUUCCUGUCUGUCUCGCUCGGUGCUCAGCUCCGACUCGGAGGACGUCCUGGGUCACUUCCUGGAAGUCGUUCUGAAAGACUGUGAGCAUCACCUGCGUGAGCCGGACCUGAAGCUGGUGUGGCCCAGCGCCAAGCUGCUCCAGGCGUGCUCCGGCGCCUCCUACAGGGCGAGCCGCGUCAUAGCGGCGUCCGUGCUGCCCGCCCUGACGGAGCAGUACAGCAGCAAAACGCAGUGCUCUCAGAGGCGGACGCUGCUGGAGGUGCUGCAGCGCUUCGUCCAGUCGGUGAAAAGCAGCCGCUCCACGGAGGACGACGAUGGCGUGCUUUCCGCCCACCGAGCCGAUCUGUGCGGCGUGGCGUUUGCCGCUCUCUCCGAGAGCAACGCCAGCCUGCAGGUCACCGCCGCGGCCCUGCUCGCCUCGCUGGCUCGGCAAACGGGUCUGCUGCUGGAGGCGGACGUCCGGCUGGCCGUGGAUCACCUGACCCGCCUGCUGCUGACGGAGGACGACGACCGAGUCAGCGCGGCUGUGGUGGAGUGUGCGGGCGUCCUGGCGGAGCUGCACCCUGCAGCCUUCGCCACGCGGCUGAUCCCCAGACUGAAGGAGGAGGUGUUCUCUGACGCUUCACAGCAGCAUUCCCAUCAUGCAGUGCGUCGGCGGUGUCUGUCGGCUCUGGCAGCCGUUUCCACGCAGCCCAGUGUCGUCCAGGAGAGCACGCCCGUCCUCCUUCAGGUCCUCAAGUCGGCGCUCACAGGCGGGGUUUCCCUGGAGGAGGCGGUGCUGGCGUGCCGCAGUCUGCAGCGGAUCGCCGCGCGGGUUCAGGACACGGAGGAGGCGGGGACCUGCUUCCAUGAUGUCAUCAUCCCACGUCUGCUGUCGCUGGCGCUGCAGGCGGCGCUGCAGGAGGAGGACUCCUCCGGGCGGGGGGGCGCUCUGGUGCAGGAGGACUUCCUGUCGGCCGUGGUUCCUGUCAUCAGCACUUCCUGCUCCAGACUCCAGCCCACGCUGGCGGCGAGGACGGCGUCCAGGGCGGUCUCGCUCUUCCUGGAUGGCGACGUGUCGUGUCUGCCGGAGAACUCUUUCCCGCCGCGCCUCCAGCUGCUCCAGGCUGAGGAGGUUUCAUGGCGGCGCUCUCAGCUGGUCUGUCUGCUCAUGGGCUGCGUCUGCGCGCUGCCCCGCGGCGUGGAGCUUCCUCGCACAGACGAGCUGCUGUCCCGCCUGGAGGAGAUGAGCUGCACCUGCCGCCACCCGCUGUCCUACACGGCCGCCGCCAAAUGCUUCGCCGGCCUGGUCAACAAGAGCGCCGAGGGCGGCGCUCUGGACGGCGUGAUCCAGAGGGUGAGGGCUAGGAUCUGCAGGGAGCUGGACUCCUCCUCCUCGCCGCUGCGGACGCAGGCCUUCACGCUCCUCGUCUGGGUUUCCAAAGCGCUGCUGCUGCGGUACCACCCUCUGUCCACCGGCCUGACGGACCAGCUCUUCUCUCUGCUGGACGACGCCCACCUGGGGGCGGCGGCGGCGGACGGCUUCCUGCUGCUCAUGAGCGACUCCCCAGACGUCCUGAACCGCGGUUGCCAUGCCGACGUGCGCAUCAUGUACCGCCAGCGCUUCUUCAGCGAGAACUCCGCCAAGCUGGUGCAGGGCUUCAACGCCGCUCCACAAGAGAAGAAACCAAACUACCUGAAGGCGCUGUCCAACAUCGUGAACACGCUGCCCCAGCAGGUCCAGGUCACCGAGCUGCCGGCGCUGCUGUCGCUGCUGCUGGAGGCGCUGACGUGUCCCGAUCAGGGCGUGCAGCUGUCCACGCUGUCCUGUCUGGAGCCCGUCAUCGCCAGCCCCCCCCCGGUCCUGCUGCAGCAGCUGGAGGCCGUGGUCGGCCGUCUGCUCGCCCUCGUCUGCAGCCCCGCCAUGAAUGUCCGGAUGUCGUCGCUGCGCUGCGUCCGCGCUCUCUCGCUCCUCCCCGCUCACCAGGUGUUGCCGUUUCGGGCGCGGGUGCUGCGGGCGCUGGCUCCGCCCCUGGAUGACAGGAAGCGGCUGGUGAGGCAGGAAGCGGUUCAGGCGCGAGGAGAGUGGUUCCUCAUAGGAAGUCCUGGAGGAAGGUGAUGCCGCACCAACGGCGCCGAACCCAGAAGGACCUUCAGCACCAAGUCUCUCUGAGCCGCUCAGCUCCUCAGCGUCUCCUCUUCUUCAUCACAGCUUUUUUUUAUUUUAUCUAUAUUUUUUGCUUCAACAAACAAAAACCUGCACUGCUGAAGACAGGAAGUGACUCCGUUCAGUUACAAAACAAAAGCCUUUACAUGAUUAAAGGUGUUUUUUAAAAAUGUUUUUCUUUUGUUACAUGAAAAAAUGCAGUUGGUUAAAGUUACUAACAGUAUAUUAAAACAUGAUAUUGAGAUAAAGGUUUUUUCUUGUUUGGAUUCAUUUCCAUAAAGUGGGCGUGGCUUCAUUUUUUUUUUUUUGAUUGAAGUAAUAAAAAUUGGAUACAAAAUAAAGUUGAAAUCACCUACAAUUCAUUUUGUAUUAACUUUAUUACAAAUACAUUAUAUAUUUUUUAAUUUUUACUUUCUGGACUUUUACUUUGAAAAAUGUGAAAUAAGAACAUUUAACGAUCAAAUUGCCGUUAUGUUUUUUUUCUGCGUUAGCAGAAGUUUGACUGUGAAAUGUAAUAAGAAAAAGUGAGAAAAGCCAAAACUUUUACCAGAGUAAAAGUCUUUAUGCAACCAUUUGCAGUAAAUGUUUUAUUUUGAAGGGUUCUAGGAUGCUGCAUCGUCUCCUCCAGCUUCCUGCAGUCUGAAUGUACUUGGUGUUGCGUUCAGGGACGUCCGAGCAUCUCGCUGCCAUUGUGUGACGUUUGUCGACGGCGGCGUGGGCGGGGCUUCUCACAGACCUCAGGUUGCCUCAAACCUCUGACCUCCUGGGGUCAACGUGGGGUCACGUCUGCAGCUUUUGAUCCCGAAUGUUAAACAUGUGACUGAUGAUCCGAUUAAAAUUUCAAACUUAA
Molecule: messenger RNA, 4112 nt
Organism: Oryzias melastigma (Indian medaka)
Lineage: Eukaryota; Metazoa; Chordata; Actinopteri; Beloniformes; Adrianichthyidae
Gene: mms19
Product: MMS19 homolog, cytosolic iron-sulfur assembly component
Exons: 31
Coding region: 155-3214 (1019 amino acids)
Biological process (GO): iron-sulfur cluster assembly
Cellular component (GO): MMXD complex; cytosolic [4Fe-4S] assembly targeting complex
Source: RefSeq, a predicted model, not a curated record